This is a messenger RNA of Cordyceps fumosorosea ARSEF 2679, 2238 nucleotides long. Its product is annotated as Zn(2)-C6 fungal-type DNA-binding domain protein. Lineage: Eukaryota; Fungi; Ascomycota; Sordariomycetes; Hypocreales; Cordycipitaceae. Bases 1 to 2238 code for a protein of 745 amino acids. The transcript has 5 exons. Gene Ontology annotation, molecular function: DNA-binding transcription factor activity, RNA polymerase II-specific; zinc ion binding; DNA binding. Gene Ontology annotation, biological process: regulation of DNA-templated transcription; DNA-templated transcription. The record is from RefSeq and is a predicted model, not a curated record.
AUGUCAGAGCCACCACCGCCGACACAGCAGCAGUCAUCACCACCACUAUCCCAGCAGGGACGGCCGGCGCUGCGGCCGCUGCUCCCGGCGGCGGCCAGGAAGCGCGACGCGACGACGCCGGGAUCGCCGGCCAGGACGACGAGGACGGUGACGAGUCGCCUGACGAAGACGCCGAACACGGCCGCGGCCUGCGAUAACUGCCGCAAGCACAAGACCAAGUGCUCCGGAGACCGCCCCGCGUGUCGGCGCUGCGCCCAGCGCCGGCUACCGUGCAUCUACGCCGCGCGCCCCGGCGAGACGGAGGCCCAGGCCGUGCGCCGCGGGUACCGCGCGCUGCGGGCGCGCGCCACCGAGCACGAGGAGGUGGUCGCGCUGCUGCGGCGACUGCCCGAGGCGGAUGCGGGAAAUUUGCUGCGGCGGCUGCGGGCGGGCGCGCCACUCGCGGCCGUCCUCAACCAGGUCAGGGCGGGUGACGCCCUCCUGCAGAUGGCCGUCAAGCCGGAAACGCGCUUUAGAUACGUGCUCCCGUACCGCGCGGAGAUGCCCGCGGCGUGCCUCGGCGGCGGGAGUAACGUGUAUCUCGACGCGCUGCGGCUGUACGAGGCGGCGUCGGUGAUGCCGGUAACCGCGGACGACGACGGCACCAAGGGGGAACAGCGACGACCGCUCCCGCUUGACAAGUCUCCGCGUCGACAAGGAGAGACGGGCUCGCCGGCGGUGCGCGAAAACGAGGUCGCGUACUUCACUCCGUUCCACGCCGCGCGCCUGGUCGAGCCGCGCCUCACAGACGUCAAGAUCGGGCCGUGGACGCACACGUGCGACGACGAGCCGCUGAUGCGCGAGCUGCUCGGCAUAUUCCUCCGCUGUGAGUACCAGUUCACGUCGGCGUUCCAUAAGGACUACUUCCUCGAGGACCUAGCCGCGGGUCGGGCCGAGUUCUGCUCGUCCCUGCUGGUGAAUCUCGUACUAGCCUAUGCCUCGGUUUGCAACCCUAACCUACCGAACCGCUCCGAGUAUUGGAACCCAGACACGCUCGCGUACCGCUUCCUCGCCGAGGCCCGUCGCCUGUGGGAGCUGGUGGCGCGCGAGCCUUGCCUGACGACGGUGCAGGCUGGCAUCCUCUUCAGCGUCUUCUACAACCUCUCGGGCCUUGACGCGGUCGGCCAGGCCUACCGCAUCCACGCGGUGGCGCUCGCACGGGAGCUUGGCAUCAUGGACGGCCCCAGGCCGGGAGACUCGGCGCGGACGCAGCGCGGCACGGCCUUCACCGCCUGGACCAUGUACAACUGGGAGACGUUGGUCGCGUUUUCGUUUAUGCAUGUGCCGCUCGUCAAGGACGUGCCCAAGUGGCCGCUCCCUGAUCCGGAGGAGGAUCCCGACUGGUACGGCCAGCUGUGGGUGCAGUAUCCGGCGAGCGCGACGCGGGUCUCGCUGUGCUUUGAGCAGGUCUUCGAGAGGAAGACGCGGUUCCGCAUCAUCAUGCACGAGUUUUGCGAGGAGGCGUACGGCACGUCGCUCGGCGUCAACAGCUUCAAGGCGGAGGGUCUACGGCGCAAGCUGCAGCGCUGGUUCGAGGACCUGCCGGAGUCGCUGGACCCGAGGAACAUUGUGCUGCCUUCGCAACUACAGAUACACAUGUACUACCACCACAUCCUGCUCAGCAUCUACGAGCCGCUGCUCGAGGCGGGCUCCGCACCGUACCAGCACACGCCGACGGAGAUUGUGGCGUCGUCGCGGCGGUUCAUGCACACGCUAGUGCGGAUCUACUUUCUGCGACACGGGUACGAGGCGAUGGACCUGUUCAUCGUGGUCCCGCUGAUGAUUCUGGUGGACGAGUGCCUGGAGCGGAUGGCCGCCGGCGGCGGCCCGGGAGGCGACGACGACGACGACGCGGCGCUGGAUGAGCCGCGGGCGACGCUGAUGCUCGUGGCCAGGGGCCUGCACGACCAGCGGCGAAACCACUACCUGGGCGAGGCGCUGUGGCGGGUACUGCGCGGCAAGAUGCGGCGCGAGGAGCUGGCGCUUCUGCGACGGGCGCUGGGCGUGGACGGCGAGCAGGGCGAGGAGGAGCAGCAGGAGCCGGCGCAGGUGGUGCGCAGCCACUGGCCGGUGAGCGUGGUCAAGAAGGAGGAUCUCGAUUCCAAGACGCUGGGGAAUCUGUUCGAGUGCUAUGCUCACUUGAACGUGGAUGGUGAUGAGGUCGAGGAUGUGCCGAUGAAGGGGUCGGAGAGUAGAUAG